GUGACUGACACACUCAAUACGAACUGCCCUCCGUGGAUUCAAGAGUGGCGCAGGUUAGCCCGUCAUCUUAAAAUCCCGUUUAACGUGUAUCAAAAAUUUGAUGAGCGUGCAAUAGUGCAAACUAUUAGUCCAACAAAGCAAGUGUUGCAGUGGCUUUUGGAACGGUCUCGUAGCAUGACGUUGAUUAACUUUACCGAAUUACUAGAGAGGAUUGAAUGCAAGCAUGCUAUUCAAGUAAUUCUGGAGCAUAUCCCAGACACAGUCGGUAUGUAUAAUACUUAAUUGUUAACCAACUCGUUCUUGUUAAUUAUGUGAAGAAAGGAUGGAAAUUUUAAAACACCUUUUAACAAAGAAAAAACAAAAUUAGUCCCCGGCAUCAGACAACUUUACAAAAACUGAAACUUUUUUAUGUUUCUUGACUGCUGUCGAUUUGGAACUCAGUACCACUGAAUACAAGUUGGGUCUUUGCACUGCCCUUGACGCUUUAGACGCAUCCUUUUGUAACCUCAGCAGCACUGAAUGGCAACAAAAACGUCAAAAAGGCUUAUUGAUCAAAACAGCUGUUAAAGUCGUUUGGGGGGAUUUAAAUAGGGGCAACCAAAGAGUGUUUUCUGUAAAAUAACUGUUCGGAAUAGUAAAUAUUGCUUAGAAUUUUCUAUUACCUGAGGAGGGCUAAAAAGUUCUAGAUGAGCGUUCCAUUCAUGUACAAUUUUCAAAGCUUAUCUGAUAAAUUCGCUACGAUUUUCUGGAGUUUAAUUUUCACAUUUCACUUCCCAAGUUAGGCUAGUUUUCGUGCAAAAAGGAAAGGUAAAAUUUUCGGAUUCAAAAAUGUAUGGAGAGAGGAAUCAGAAAAUGUCCCACUUUCGUAAUACGUCAAAUUACUUCUAAAAUUUUCGGCAAAGUAAUAAUAAUAAUAAUACUCAAGUAAUUUCGAAAAGACUCAAGUUGUCGUAGGGUGACAGAACAGAUACAAAUUUUAUAGGGCUUCUUAGGAUGCAUUUCUGGAGAUCUAAAAGUACUCUGGAUGGCCUAAAAAGUGUUUUCAAAGUAUUUAGCAGGAAACCGCCAUUGGGUGCCGCUGUUUAAACAAUCACAAUAAUUAUUACAAUUUCAAUUUCUACAGCGCCAAAAUCCUUAUAGCUCUAAGGCGCUUUAUAUGCACAAGAAAUAAAAAUUACAAAAUAAACUUUCAAAUUUACAAGUAUUAAACAUCAAGUAUAAAAAAAGGGCAAUAAAAGUUUACUUGAAAAACAAAAUAACAAACAAACAUAAGUAGAUAUUUAUAACCACAAUGUUCUGUUAAAAAGAAAUGCUUCAACUUAUUCUUAAAGACAUCGACCAAACGGGAGUUUUUUAAUUCAAAGGGCACAGACUGAGAACGCACGAUCGCCAUAUGUCUUCAAAUUAGAGAAAGGUGUAACAAGUAGGUUUGAAAGUUGCGUGUCGGGGGGUAAAUAGUUAGUAGGGCCUGAUGUAAAGCUUUAUAGGUGAAACUGAAGCAGAAGUUUGAAGAUAAUACGUUCGUUAACCGGGAGCCAGGUGAAGUUCUCGUAAUAUUGGGGUGAUGUGGUCAUAUUUUCUCCCUUUCAUGAGUCGUGCAGCACAAUUUUGGACUCUUUGAAGUUUUGGAUAAGGUUUAAUGAAUUACAAUUAUCACUGAAGUCUACAGGUGACAAACGUAUGCACAAGUGUUUACUACAUUUUCGUCAGACAAAAAUCUUCGAAUAGGGCAAUUUGUCGAAUGUGAAAAAAUGACGUCUUGCAAAUGCCUGCUAUUUACUGAUUUCAAACCUAAACUUUUCAUCAAAGAUAUUUCGAGCUGCAUUCAAACUGUAGACAUCACAGCUGGCAUCACGAGAACCGAGUGUCAAGACUUCUAUCUCUGUUUUAGGUCGGUGUUGAGAUCCUAUAACAAUAAGUUCGGUCCUGCUUUUGUUCAUGCAGCUUCAGUUUGUCAAUAGUCAUUCAUUCAUCAAUGUCUUUCAUGCAAGAUUGAAUAAUUUGGACCGAUUACUUUUUGGCCUGAUUGGAGAGAGGAUGAUUCAAAAAACAGAAACAAUUGAGUGUCAUCUCCUUUAAUACAUGAUGAAAUUGAACUUUGUGUUACGACCACGUUGGUUACAGCUCUUACAUAAUCAACUGGUUACAGCUCCUAAAUAAUUAACCGCAAACUCAUAUUAUCACACUGAAAUAUCACCCAUUCACCAAUUGUACCAAUCGCUAUAACUAGUAUAGCAAGAAUGGAAUUAUCCCCUUUGUGAGGUGAAAUCUCAUUAAAUUUAGGUGGAAUAAAUAAUUGUCAACAACGUCAUAAAUGACAUGAAUGAACCAUUUUGUCCAAUCAUUUUUCACCCAUUGCUGCUAACCCUACCACACAUUGGCGAUAUGGAGGGAGGCAAUAAACAUGCAGCAGUGGUGGAGGAGAAGGAAGGAAGACAAUAAAAAAGGACAAAAAAAUGAAUGAAAAAAGUCAACGUUAAUUUAUUCCACCCUAUAAUAAUGAUUCCACCUCGAAAAGGGAAUAAUUUCAUCUCUACUUUACUACCACGCAGCUUUAAACUUGAAAAAGGACGAGCAAAUGGAGGUUCUCUAACCAGUAAUUAAGUGAUUGAUGUUUGAGAUUGUGGAGCAGUUGCUCCUUUAGAAACCAAUAAGUUGGCUGGCUUUGGACACAAGCUGUAUAAUAUGCUUAUUCAUGUAACCAAUGUCUUUAUAAUCAACACACUAAGACUUCUUUCCUUGUGGACUAAUUUUUAGUAAGUUCCGUUUACGUAAUAGGUACGACCAGGCUCCAUCAGAGCCAUUGGUUUUCAUAUCUGCUGACCUAUAGGUUGUGACAUUUUGUUCGUUUGAAAUAAAAUACGUUAAGCCACAAUAACUGAUAUGAGUGUAAAAGAAACGGCUAAAGUGUUCUUCGAGAUGUUUUAAAAAAGAUAUACGAUUAAAUAAAUUCAUUAUCCUAAAAGUUGUAGUACGCCGAUGCAAUGCGCUCUCUGUGUUGCUCGAACGAAUCCCGUCCGCCUUGUAGAGGCCUUUAGAGACUACCAUACGUUGGUUAACAUUAGCCGUUUAAUUUAGAAACCAGUUGCCUACCAUUGUUCAAAAUAAAAACGUUAGGAAAUAUUCAUUGCAUCUUUUCUAGUUGCGACUUCAAUAAAGUAUAAUCUUGUAUGUUUCUCCAUCCAGAACUUCCUUUAGAGAUAAGAUCACGAGGACGCUUGGCUGUGGAAGCUUACAACAAAGCCCUCACUGAAGGGAAGGCAUAUGUCAAGAGGGUUCCAAUAAUGUUGAUUGGACAAGAUCACUCAGGAAAAACCAGCCUAAAAAAGUCACUGACAGGAAAACCUUUUAAUCCCGAUGAAGACAGCACCAUAGGGGUAGAUGUUGACCCCUCACAUAUUAAAGUCUCAACUGAGAUUUGGAAGGUAGGAGAUAACACAGGUGCUAUAAAAGCCAUUUCCUUUGAGCAACACGCGGCUCGUUUGGUUGCUGACGAUUUAAAGGAAGAGCAGAGCGGUUUUGCAGUGGAAAAAAUAAAAAUGGAACAAUCGGGAUCUUCAGCAGUUUCUGUCUCUAAUGACUCACAUCAGUUGCCUCCUGAGGAGCUAGGCGAUCCAGAAGUCAUUCCUAAAAUCUCCUCUGAUCCCACUCUGAAAAAGGAAGAACAUGUCGCUAUCGAGUCGCCCAGGAUACCAGGUGAGGUCGCAGCAUUGAUUAAAAAGUUAUUAAAAGAGGAUGAAAACGCGCAAGAUGAUGAAGAAAUUUAUACCAUUUUAUGGGAUUUUGGUGGACAAAGUGUCUACUAUACCACGCAUCCACUUUUUAUCACUGCAAGAGCAAUAUAUCUUUUGGUUUUUGACCUUAGCCGGGAUCCAUACGAAAUAGCUAAGCCAGUUGUGAAGCAGGGGCUGUACAAGAAAAUUUUAGACAGUUAUGGCACGAAAAUCAAUCUGGACUAUCUCAAUUUUUGGAUGACAUCGGUAGCUUCCCUAGACGCGGAAACGGAAGAGCAGUUUGUAAGGUUGGACCAUAUUCAAGUGAAGGUUCCUCCCGUGUUCCUAGUCUGCACUCACGCUGAUGAACCUCACAGAGGAGCAGAUCCGUUCGCUCUCGCCCGUGAGGUAUUUGGCAGUCUACAGACCAAACGCUUCAGGAACCACAUAUAUGAGGAUGUGUUUGUGGUGGACAACACCAAGUCUGCAGGACUUGGAUCUGAAUGCUCAGAAGUUACACGAUUGCGAGAAGAAUUACUUGCCGUUGCUAAGGAGCUACCUCAGAUGAAAAAAGCAAUCCCAAUCAAGUGGUUGAAAUAUGAGAGGGCUCUUCAAGGUACUGUACGAGAUGGUCAUAAAUGGAUUUCUCUCCCAGUGGCAAAAGAAAUUGCAUUUGAAGUGUGCAAAAUUGAUGAUGAUCAAGAAUUUCUCACAUUGUUGAACUUUCUACAUGACCAGAGGAUUUUGGUUCACUUUGACGACACCCCAGCGUUGAGUAAUUUUGUCGUCUUGGACCCUCAGUGGUUAGUUGAUGUCUUCAAAACGGUGAUAACAGUUAAGCCGUAUGACCAAGAAGAAAGUAAAUUUAAAGAACUGUGGUUGCAGCUGGAGUCAACAGGCAUUCUUGGCGAAAAACUUUUGGAGCACGUGUGGGGUCCUUUAUUAAGCCAGAAAGAAACCUCCGCUAGUCUUCUUGCUAUCAUGGAAAGGUUCAGCCUGCUCUGUCCAUGGCCUUGUUCGAAUGCUUCAAGUGGCAAACAGUACCUCGUGCCAUCCAUGUUGAUGUCACAUCCACCAAAGGAGAUCAUGAAGCUGGUUGCUUCUGCACAAAUUCCUUCUCUCUUCCUCAGGUUUCAAUCGGGUCAGGUUCCUCCAGGAUUCUUUCCCCGACUCGUGUUGCAAUUUUUUCAGUGGGGCCAAGACGAGUUUUGGAGUGCAGAGAAUCCCCAGUUGUAUGCUGAUUUUGCGCGAUUUUAUACGUCUGCGGAUGACGACUGCUCUGUAAUCCUUCUGUGUCAUUCAUCGUGUAUUGAAGUUGUGGUUCACAGAGGAAAUCUCAGUGCUAACCCAGCAGAAUGUUUGCAAUCCAAGUUGAACCUUUCUGCAGAUAUCAACUAUGGUGCAUUUGAAGUGGCCUGUGCUCGUGCCGUGCGCCGACAACUGGGAUUGAUGCUUGAGUGCAUGCGAAAAGAAUUUUGUUGGUUGAAGAAUAUGAUGUACGAACUUGGUGUAAUCUGCCCCGUCUGUUGCCAAGAAUGUAAGGUUAAUUACUGCUGCACCCACCACAAGCAGUGUUGCGAGCAAGAGGAAUGUCUACACUUCUGGUCUGAGUCUGAUUUACGUAGUGCCAAUCAGUUCAUCAGAUGUCGUAAGUGUGCAGCCGCCCAAAGUGACAAAGUGUACGUCAAACAAUUUGCGCCCUGGUUUGAUCCCUUAGAUGAACAGGUGAAUACACUUUCACUACCAUGUCGUUAUUUACCGCUUCUCAUGAACCUGUUAGAUCUUUUACAGAACUACUGAAAGCAGACCCGACUCACCAGUCGAUUUUUAAAGUGUCUAAACAUCACAAAGAAUGUUGCUGAAGACAUUCUUGAUACUUCAGUUUGCUAAAGCGACCCUUAAAUUAUCCGUUAGCGGUUUCGUUUAAUGGCUUUAAAUACUCUUUUUCCAAAAGUAACUUUGGUACAAAGAAUUGCUGACACAGUAGAUUGAAAUAGCCUUUGAGUAUCCCUUCCGUCAUUGUUUAUUACAGAUUCCAACUGACGAAAGUGAAGAAAGACGUCCAGCUUCUGGGGGAGGUAGGACUGUAACUUUAGAGUGACUAGAUAAUGUAAAAAUUGUGCUAGGGUAGUACUAGCCUAAGAAAACAGCCGACGUUUUUGCGUGUUCCCUGCGAAAUGACGUCUGAGGAAAGAAGGAAGAUAUUCCUUACUGAUGACGUGUCUCUACCCAGAUCUGGGUAGUAAUGUUCAUUGGCUGACGCAAAUUUUCAUCCAAUCACAAGCACGUGCACCACCCAGAUCUUGGUUAUGACACCUCAUCAGUGUGGAAUAUCUUCGCUCGUUCUCGACUUGGAGACCAUUUCGUCACUUCCAGUCCUCCCCUGAAAGUUGUGGGGGAACAUAAUUCGUCUAUAUUACAAAAGCUUUCUAAAUGAUUAGACGUCAACUAGACAAGGACUCUGGUGGCUCAAAAAAGAAAAAAACAACGCUGAAACCUGUGAGCAGAAUAUGAGGUUGGUAUUAUUGCUUAGUAUGGUACUAGUGUUGUUAAAGUUAGUUUCUUUCGCAGGAAAUGAUGAAAAAGUGAUUGCUCUUCCAAGCAAGGCCAUAGAAACAAUUAUGUCGCAGCCGUGUGACUCUAGAGAGGUUGUACUUCAAUUGAGAGACUCUUUGCAACUAAAUCAGGAUUCACUUGAACAGCCAGACCCUGGGACCAAACGAUUGAUCCGUUGCCUGGCAAAUAAAGCAAAACAGUCUAACAGGCUUGAUGUAGUGAAACAUCUGAGAGAUAUUGCACCAGCUGGAACUACAGGUGAGUUUGUUCCCGUCAAAUAUCGAUAAAUAAGGCAGUAUACAUGUAAUAUUUUCUUGCAGUGCACUUGUUACAUAAUCUUCCUCUUUGUCUCAUACCUUUUCACCAUACAGUAAGCCACCCCAUCUAGCCCACGGUUGCCCAUUAUGACUAUUUAAUAUAUAUAUAUAUUCACCAUUUUAGGUCCUUUGUUGCCUGAGCACCUUGAUAUUGGCAAUAUUCCCGUUCGCCAGAUGACUAAUCUCACUCUUGAGUUAAGCGGUAAGCUUAAUUAUGCUUCGCAGCUGCUGAGUCGUUCAAAUCUCAGAAUUAUUGAUGCGGAUGGUUAAGGCAGCCUGAUUGAUAUCUCAAUUAGGGGACUUGAUUGUUAUGGACAGUUAAGAUUUAAGACAGAGAGAUAACUUUCACCAUAACUUUUUCAUUACUUAAAUGAAUGUAGAUUUACAAAUUUCAGACUUUAUAAGAACUCAAUUAAUUAAUAAUUUUGCUCAUUGUAAAUACAGCUGCCAAUGUUCUCAUUGGUGAAAAGCACAUAAAAGGCUUUUUCACGCUGAGUCUUAUGUCGAAUUUCAGACGUUUCAUAAAAAUUGCACCAUUGACAGACUUCAUAUACCACGUGCACCCUGCGCAUAAAGCCCGGGGCAGUGGCACUCUCUUUAAUGGCCUAUACGGAGUAUACGGGGAGGCUCUGCCCGAAAGAGGAACCUUUUCAGGCUUCAGGUUUAUGAAAGGGUAGGGAAUUCACUUGUUGCUGUUGCUGUCAUUUUGGUUGGUAAAGAGGCCCAAAAGAUGCAUUUUAUGACUGUGAAAAAGGGUGAGGGGUUGGAUCUCGGGGCAGAGUCUCCCCGUAUAAGAUUUUGUUGAAUACCCCUCGGGGUAUAAAGGAAGAAGCAUUAGAUUUCAAAGGGAGAGUUUUUUUGAGGACAAGUCGCUGAAAAUUACCUUGAAAGGAUUAAUUAGAGUCAAGUACUGAUUAUAUGAUUUGGCUGUUGUGAAUCCCGUUUCAUAUGAAAGCCUGAUGUCUCGAUUUCCUUUGUAGGAGGAGAGGAAUGGAAGUUGGUGGCAGAAGAACUGGGAUUGUCUCUAAGAGAGAUUCGUUACAUUGACAAGCGAGUUAUGAAUCCAUGCGAAGCCGUUCUGGCGUAU
This is a messenger RNA of Porites evermanni, 7673 nucleotides long. The record is from the annotation of a GenBank genome assembly. NCBI's taxonomy places the organism in Eukaryota, Metazoa, Cnidaria, Anthozoa, Scleractinia, Poritidae.